CGCGUUAGACGUCAUCACGCUCAGGUGAUAGCGACGGCAGCUCACUACAGGAAUGAAAACGGUCGUGUUUUCGUCUUGUUCCACUAAGUUAUGUUCACGGUCUCUUUUCAGUUUGUCAUCCACGUCGUAAGGAGCUCUGAGCUCAUCUCGCUUGUUGUUAGCCGUUGAAGCUAACGCUAACAUUAAAGUGGUCGCUCGGGCUCAGCCAUGCGGUGGAAAAGUUUCUGUGUCUUUGCGUUUCUGCUCAACACCGAACCUGUGAGAGCUUCUCAUGUCAUCACGGUGGACGUGGGGAGACCAGCAGGAGACCUGACACACUUCUGGAGGAGCACUGGUUUCUGUCCCCCCCUCCCUCACACACAGUCCCACCAGUUUGACCUGAGCACCGACCAGCAGCUGAACCUGGCCUAUGUGGGCUCGGUGCCCCACGGAGGGAUCCAGCAGGUCAGGAUUCACUGGAUGCUGGAGCUGGUCUCUGCACGAGACACUGGAGGACCAGUCCAGUAUGACUUCACAAAACUGGACCAGCUGAUAGAACUCUUGUGGAUUAAUGGACUCCGACCAGGUUUUGAACUGAUGGGCAGCGUCUCCAACUUCUUCACCAACUUUGAGGACAAAUCACAGGUGAUGGAGUGGAGGAAUCUGGUUUACCUCAUAGCCAAGCGGUACAUCGAUAAGUACGGCCUGAGAAGUGUUUCCCAGUGGAACUUUGAAACGUGGAACGAGCCCAACAACCGGGACUUUGAUAACGUCAGCAUGUCAGUCCAGGGGUUUCUUAACUACUACGACGCCUGUUCAGAGGGUCUGCGUGCUGCCAGCGGUCUCCUGAGGUUCGGGGGUCCCGGCGACUCGUGUCACAGCCCCCCACACUCGCCGUACUGCUGGGCCAUGCUGCAGCACUGCUACAACGGCACCAACUUCUUCACCGGGGAGACGGGGGUCAGGAUCGACUACAUCGCCCUGCACAAGAAGGGAGGAGGCCACUCCCUGCCCAUCCUGCAGCAGGAGAUCCAGACGGUGGGGGAGAUCCAGGAGCGUUUCCCUCGGUUCCGCGACCUCCCCGUGUACAACGAUGAGGCCGACCCGCUGGUGGGCUGGUCCAGGCCUCAGGAGUGGAGGGCAGACGUGACCUACGCUGCCAUGGUGGUGAAGGUAAUACAGCAGCACCAGGACCUGCUGCUGACCGACCCCAACAACACCAUCAACUACACCCUGCUGAGCAACGACAACGCCUUCCUCAGCUACCACCCGCACCCCUUCACCCAGCGCACGCUGACCGCCCGCUUCAAGGUCAACAACACCCAGCCGCCCCACGUGCAGCUCAUCAGGAAGCCUGUCCUCACGGUCCUGGGCCUGCUGGCUCUGCAAGGUGAGACUCAGGUCCAGGCUCAGGUGCUGAACUCCAGCAGCAGCACGGUGGGAGUCCUCGCCAGCAGCCAUAAGCCUGUAGACCCCGCCGGCUCAGACAGCUGGCAGGCAGCAGUGCUGCUCUACAACAGUGACGACAACAGCACCUCCGCCGGCGCUGACGACGUCGCCGUUUCACUGAAAGGACUCGCAGGACAAACGGGUCUCGUGUAUGUCACGUAUUACAUGGACAACAACGUGAGCAACCCGUACGAGCUGUGGCAGAGCCUGGGCAGCCCCGACUACCCCACGGCCUCGCAGUUCAGACGCCUCCGGAGUGUGCAGGACCCUCGUGUUGAUGGACCCUGGGAAGUUCCUGCCGGAGACACUCUGACUCUGAAAGUCAAACUGUCGUUGCCUUCCGUCCUCCUCGUCCACGUCUGCGCUCAGCCCAAAGCUGAGCCGGGACAGGUCAAUGGAUUACGUUUCAUCAGGAUCACCAAAGGCCAAGUCCUGAUCAUCUGGUCAGACCACUGUGUUGGCUCCAAAUGCGUUAAGACGUUUGAGGUGGAGUUCUCCUCAGACCACGAGCACUUCAGCAGAAUUAAUACUCGAGAUACCAUUUUUACGUCUUAUGUUUACUCACCUGAGGGGCAGCAGGUCAGCGGGCUGUACAGAGUGCGAGCUGUGGACUACUGGGGAAGGCCUGGUUCGUACUCGCUGCCGGAGAGGUACUCAGAGCAGCAGUAGGCAGGUGACACUUUUGGUGGGGUUUAGUGUUGGUCGUAGUCUCAAAGACUUUUUAUCUUUCCUCUGAGCUUUGAGUUCACUUUGAGAACCACCCAAAACAACAGAAACCUUCUCUGAAAGACUUUAUUUGAGGCACACUUUGAGUUUUUAGUUUGGCUCAUGUCCCAUCUGCUAACAUGGAGGGGGAGGAGCCUAUGAGCUGUACUGCAGCCAGCCACCAGGGGGCGUCCAGGUGUUUGGGCUUCACUUUGGUCUUCCCUCCUUAUGUGCCAUCAGUGUUACAGACAAACCUAAUGGGGGUUUACACUGUCGAGUGUUUUUAGGUUUGUUGUUUUUCUGUUUUUUAUAUGUUGUAUUUUUAUAUGAUUGUGUAAAAGUUGGACCACUGGACACAAAUACAGCAUCAAGUUUCUUUAUAAAAUUUAUUUUUCACCAAUACAGAACGAUUACAGCGUGCAGAUACACUUGAUUCAGUAAUCAUUUAAUCAACUUAACUGCAAAUAGUUUUUGUUGGUUUUGUCUUGGAAAUAAAUUUUCAUCUUGGUUGUUUUCA
This is a messenger RNA of Scatophagus argus, 2650 nucleotides long. It is a transcript of the gene idua, whose product is annotated as alpha-L-iduronidase. Bases 208 to 2097 code for a protein of 629 amino acids. Gene Ontology annotation, molecular function: L-iduronidase activity. The transcript has 14 exons. Gene Ontology annotation, biological process: carbohydrate metabolic process. NCBI's taxonomy places the organism in Eukaryota, Metazoa, Chordata, Actinopteri, Scatophagidae. The record is from RefSeq and is a predicted model, not a curated record.